CUAACGCCAUACUCCUCCCCAAAAUGAGCAAAAAUAAAAAACAGAAAUAAUUAAAAGCUAGAGAGUACUGAUAACUGAGUGAAGUGAACGAAAUCUCCCACCCGAGAGUCAUAUUUCUUUCUCUCUCUAGCAUUUAAUUUAUUCUUGUAUCGAAGCUGGGGGUUUGAGGAAUAUGCAUCGAAAUUAUUGGAAUUUGAUGAAUUUUUGGAGAAUUUCUUCUCGGUCAUUGGAUUCUUUUUCAGUAUUUGAUUCGUGCUGGUUUUGCUCAUAGUGCGGUUUCAAUCUUUUUGGUGUUUGUUUACAGAAAUCUCGCUGUCGGGUUUGAUUCUUAAUUUUCCUCAGAUCUGAAAGGGCUCAUAUUUGUCGGCGUCGGCGAUGUUGUGCUUCGAUAGACUGCCAUUCUUCUUCAGCGGCUCUGGGUUGGUGCAAGAUAUCUGCUGGUCAAUCUUGAAGGGGUUGCUUGUUUUAUGUUAUGUGUUAUCCAUCACAGAUGCUGACUUACUGAAUAAACCAUUGGAAGCACAAGUUCUGUCUCCAGUCGCAGUGCCUUUGACAGCUCUUGCUAUGCCUGAGCUUCCCCAACCAUCCAACCUGCCUUUAUUUCAUAAAGCUCGCCAGAAACUUCUUGCUCCUCACGGUGCACCUGGCCGUGUACCAACAUCUGCACAGCCUCCUCAUUAUGGUCCUUUUAUAACAUCUUCCCCCGCUUCAAGCUCACGUUUGUUGAAACUAUCUAUGAAGAAGAGUGGAUCAGUGCCUCUCAGAACCAGCCUUCGACCUCCACGUUUGUCGGAGAUUGCCCCAACUCAACCUUCACCCACUACUCUACCUGCCGCUUUAGCUCAGCCGCCACUAUCUACUAACAUCUCCAACUGUUGUGGACCAGACAUGGUGCUCAAACGAGAAAGCAAGGGAUGCCACUGUGUAUAUCCAAUAAAGCUUGAUAUUCUUCUUGUGAAUGUCUCGUCUAAUCCAAAUUGGAAUCUUUUUCUAGAACAAUUUGCUGCCCGACUAGAUUUGCAGGUUUCACAGAUCGAGCUUAUUAAUUUUUAUAUUGUUGGUAUAUCGGGACUUAAUAUAUCGAUGGACAUUACUCCACUUAAAGGGAUUACCUUUUCCGCCAGUGAAGCUGCUAGAAUUAACUCUUCGCUGUCUAUGCACAAGGUCCAUCUAGAUCCUGCUUUAGUGGGUGACUACCAACUUCUCAACAUAACCUGGUUUAAGCCCCCAGUUUCAUCUCAAGCUCCUGUUUCUUCUAAGCCUCCAGUGGGAACACCUCCGCACCUGCCCUCAACUCCUGCAGCUGUUGCCACUUCAGACAAAGGGAAACGCCCAAGUUUAGUUCUUAUAAUUGGAAUUGGAGCUGGUAUUCUACUUAUUGCUAUUAUUUCCGUGCUUAUAAUUUGUUUGUGCACAUCUCAUCAAGGGAGGAAAACAGAACCUUUUAAAGAAGCUGCAAUGGCAAGGAAUGUGGAUGCUGUUCCAGCAGGAGGAUCUCUUCACCAUCCUACAAGUACACGGUUUCUUACUUAUGAAGAACUAAAAGAAGCUACAAAUAACUUUGAACCUGCUAGCAUACUAGGAGAAGGUGGCUUCGGAAGAGUUUUCAAGGGUGUAUUAUCUGAUGGUACAGCUGUAGCCAUAAAGAGGCUUACUAGUGGUGGUCAACAAGGGGAUAAAGAAUUUUUGGUUGAGGUUGAGAUGCUUAGCAGGCUGCAUCACCGUAACCUAGUGAAACUUGUUGGUUACUAUACUAAUCGUGAUUCCUCCAACCUACUAUGUUAUGAGCUUGUUCCAAAUGGAAGUUUGGAGGCCUGGCUACAUGGUCCCUUGGGUCUGAACUGCCCGCUGGAUUGGGACACAAGAAUGAAAAUUGCUCUUGAUGCUGCAAGAGGACUUGCAUACUUGCAUGAGGACUCACAACCUUGUGUUAUUCACAGAGAUUUCAAGUCAUCCAAUAUCUUGCUUGAGAACAAUUUUCAUGCAAAAGUUUCUGAUUUUGGCCUUGCAAAACUGGCUCCUGAAGGCAGGGCAAAUUACCUGUCUACUCGUGUCAUGGGAACUUUUGGGUAUGUAGCCCCAGAGUAUGCAAUGACUGGGCACCUUUUAGUGAAAAGUGAUGUAUAUAGCUAUGGAGUGGUUCUUCUUGAAUUGUUGACUGGUAGAAAACCUGUAGAUAUGUCGCAACCCUCAGGACAAGAGAACCUUGUUACUUGGGCUAGGCCAAUACUUAGAGACAAGGAUCGAUUGGAAGAACUUGUUGAUCCUAGGCUUGAUAGUAAGUACCCAAAGGAAGAUUUUAUACGGGUUUGCACAAUUGCAGCAGCUUGUGUUGCCUCAGAAGCAAGCCAAAGGCCUACGAUUGGAGAAGUGGUGCAGUCACUUAAAAUGGUGCAGCGUGCAAUGGAGUAUCAUGAUUCUGCAGUAACUACCCAUCCUGGACCCAAUCUUAGGCAGUCAUCCACCACCUUUGAGUCUGAUGGAACAUCAUCCAUUUUUUCUUCUGGUCCUCAUUCGGGUUAUAGUGCUUUCGAUAAUGAUAACAUUGUUAGGAGGGCCGUAUUAUCUGAAGAUCUUCAUGAAGGACGAUAAGUAUUUUUGUGGUGGAUCGAAUGCUUCAGAGCAUCUAAUUGACCGGAUGGUGGAUAGGAUUUGAAUUUCUGUAACUCUAUUUGGUGAGAUCUGAGAAUUGAUGUUCCCUUCGUACCCUGUAGAGAACUUUUGGUCAGUUUUCCCCAUAUGUUGGUCAUUCUCUACACCUCGGGAUGAAACUUUGUAUAUAUGUUUUGAUCUCUCUUUUUAACUGGACUCCCUGUUAUUUUCUCACCUUUUUAUGAUUUGCAGUAUAUACUUUCUUCA
Molecule: messenger RNA, 2859 nt
Organism: Olea europaea var. sylvestris
Lineage: Eukaryota; Viridiplantae; Streptophyta; Magnoliopsida; Lamiales; Oleaceae
Product: proline-rich receptor-like protein kinase PERK3
Exons: 8
Coding region: 376-2592 (738 amino acids)
Biological process (GO): protein phosphorylation
Molecular function (GO): ATP binding; protein kinase activity
Source: RefSeq, a predicted model, not a curated record